AUUCCUUGUUGAGUCAAAUUGAUUGUGCCUUUUUUGCUUCAAACUCAAUUUAGAAAUUUAGCUGUUGAACUACUUGUAUACAAGAUGAGUACUAAUUUUGGAGAAAUAAGUGAAAAUACGAAGAUGGGAAGAGAAAGUGCUUUGUUGGGUAAUUAUGACACAUCCAUGGUUUACUAUGAAGGUGUAUUACAACAAAUACAAAAACUAUUACUUACUAUCAAAGAACCAGCUCGUAAACAGAAAUGGUAUCAGGUAAAGCAACAGAUAGCCCAAGAAUAUGAGCAUGUUAAAGAUAUUAGUAAGACAUUAAAUAGCUUCAAGACUGAUAAUUCUCAUUCUUACCAUGCCCAUUAUGGUAGUCCAAUGUCAUUUGAUGAUAUUAAUCCUAGACAUGAAGUACCAACUAGAGAUCCUGAUGUCUGGCCUCCACCAACACCAGUGGAACAUAGACCCUCACCUAAUAUACGUGGGGGUGUUAAAGCAGCUCCAGCACCUAGAAAACAAGAUAGAUCACGUUCUAGAGGUGUUCCAAGUAGAAACGGUCCUCAAGAUAGACAGAAAACACCUGGUUAUGGUAAUGUAGAUAAAGGUGGCAAAGAUAAAGGUGGAAAAGAGAAGAAAAAAGUGGAAGAAGAUGGUGAACCAAAGUUUGAUCCAUCAGGAUAUGAUAAAGAUUUAGUAGAACAUUUAGAGAGAGAUAUAUUGCAGAAAAACCCUAAUAUACAUUGGGAUGAUAUAGCUGAUUUAGUAGAAGCUAAAAAGUUAUUAGAGGAGGCUGUUGUUUUACCUCUCAUUGUACCAGAUUUCUUCAAGGGAAUUCGUAGACCAUGGAAGGGAGUGCUGAUGGUUGGUCCACCAGGGACAGGAAAAACUCUACUAGCAAAGGCUGUGGCUACAGAAUGUGGAACAACAUUCUUUAAUGUAUCAACAUCAAGCUUAUCUUCAAAAUAUCAUGGUGAAUCUGAAAAAUUAGUUCGAAUAUUAUUUGAGAUGGCAAGAUUUUAUGCACCAAGUACAAUAUUUGUGGAUGAAAUAGACUCUAUUUGUUCUAAACGAGGCUCAGAUUCUGAACAUGAGGCCAGUAGAAGAGUUAAAUCUGAACUUCUAGUUCAAAUGGAUGGUGUUGGUGGUGUUUGCGGCGAAGAUCCAUCUAAAACUGUCAUGGUUUUAGCAGCUACUAAUUUCCCCUGGGAUUUAGAUGAAGCUUUAAGAAGACGUUUAGAGAAGAGAAUAUACAUUCCUCUCCCUACAGUUGAAGGAAGAGUAGAACUAUUAAAAAUUAAUCUAAGAGAGGUAGAAAUAGCAGAUACUGUAAAUUUACAUCAUAUAGCAGAGAAACUAGAUGGUUAUUCUGGUGCUGAUAUUACUAAUGUUUGUAGAGAUACUGCUAUGAUGUCAUUCCGUAAGAGAAUAAGAGGACUGAGACCAGAUGAAAUAAGAAACAUUCCUAAAGAAGAAUUAAUCUCACCAGCCACUGUAGAAGAUUUUGAAGAAGCUAUAUCUAAAGUCAACAAGAGUGUUUCUAAAGAAGAUUUAGAGAAAUAUGAGAAAUGGAUGAAUGAAUUUGGAUCAGUUUAGACAAACUACCUAAACAAUUAUUUUCUUAAGGUACUCACUAUGGUAUGUACAUGAGGUGACAGGGACAAUUUUCAUGACGUCAAUGACUGCUUACAGUUAUAUUAUCUUUUCUUAUUGUAUGUUAUAAAUUUUGCUUUGUUUAUGGUUGUUUUUCUUUUUCUAUAAGAUUCUCUAUUAAGAUGUACAUAUAUCUGCAAUAAAGUGUAUUUUGAUACAAAGUGAUAUUUGACUUAUAUAAUAAUGUUGCAAUACACAAUAUUUAUUUCUUAUUGUAGUAUACCAUGCUCAGUCGGUUUUGUUUAAAAUUUAAAAUAUUGUAUAUCACCACACAAGUGCUAGUUGAUGUUAUGAUGGGGAUUGUGUACCCUACUAUUCAAUGUAUUUCUCGAGAAUCAAAGUCUGUACACUUCCAUGUUAUAAAAUAUAAAAUGCAGAUUUUGGUAUAGUUUCUUUGCAAAGUAUUUUGUAAACUAAAGAGUUGUAGGAAUUCUGCUCAGUAAUUUCUAUUAUGAAUUAAUAACAUGUGAAUUAAUUUUAGUCUUAAGACAUCAAAAAACCAAUCUCUGUAUGUAAAUCUGAAACCACAACUGCUGUUUUAUUUGCUGCUCAAUGUUUGUGUUUACAUUCACUGGUUGUUUGUGCUCUCACAUUAUUCUCUUAUUUAUUGAAAAAUAAAUAUAAAUCAAACUUU
This is a messenger RNA of Lottia gigantea (owl limpet), 2269 nucleotides long. RefSeq lists its product as hypothetical. Gene Ontology annotation, molecular function: ATP binding; microtubule severing ATPase activity; ATP hydrolysis activity. The record is from RefSeq and is a predicted model, not a curated record. The transcript is spliced from 11 exons. NCBI's taxonomy places the organism in Eukaryota, Metazoa, Mollusca, Gastropoda, Lottiidae. The coding region runs from base 85 to 1578 and encodes 497 amino acids. Gene Ontology annotation, biological process: microtubule severing. Gene Ontology annotation, cellular component: microtubule cytoskeleton.